CCAGACAUUCAGUCCAUGUGUAGCCUACCUCACACGCACACAGCCUCCACGCAUCAGUUGAAAGAAACCUGACUGCGCGACGGAUGCAGCGCACGAAGCUCCUGGUGUUCCACAUCUUUCAUUUGAAUCAGUUAUUUUUUCCGUGUAGGGUGUUUCCCUACACUAUUCUGUUUUGUAAAUGGUUUCUUAAGUGUGAAUACUCAUGGAUCUAUUACGCACGGAUAUUCCACUUAUUUCUCCGCUAUCCCGAUGGCAGAAGCGGGAGCAUACCGUGGAUACUGCUUUAGUAGAAACCAGACCGGUUGUCUGUGAUUGGAAAAAUCGCACGGCUGCUACUUUUCUUUGCGAUUGACGGCAGUCCUUAAACACAGCCGUCAAUAAGGUAACUAGGCUAUCCUGUGGAAACAGACGUGUUCGAUGUUUCCAUUAUAUUAUGCGAUCUAAUUGCAGCAGGGUAUAUGACUUGGCUCUGACCCGCGGCGUCUAAAUGAAGUGGCCCAGCCAUGCAAUGUUCCUGGAAGGCAGUGAUCCUGCUGGCCUUGGCCUCCAUUGCCAUCCAGUACACCGCCAUCCGGACUCUCACCUCCAAGCCCUUCCAGCUCUGCCCCGUGCCAAGCCCCCAGAACUGUGGCCUCCUAGGAGGCCCCGAGACAGAGUCCCCCAUGGAGGGGCGGGCCGGCUGCGACGACUACCCCUACUUCAGCUUCAACACCUCCCGUAAGACCCACAUCAUGGUGCUGGCUACAACGCGCAGCGGCUCCUCCUUCGUGGGCCAGCUGCUCAACCAGCAUGCUGACAUCUUCUACCUAUUUGAGCCCCUCUACCAUGUCCAGACCACGCUGAUCCCUCGGCUAUCUCACAGCCGCAACGCAGCCGACCGCAGGGUGAUGCUGGGUGCCAGUCGCGAUCUCCUGCGGAGCCUCUACGGCUGCGAUCUCUAUUUCCUAGAGAGCUACAUUAAGCCGGCGCCAGCCAACCACACCACGGACAAGCUGUUCCGCAGAGGGGCCAGCCGUGCGCUAUGCUCGCAGCCCGUGUGUGACGCCUUUGGACCCACCGACGCCAAUGUAGAGGAGGGUGACUGCGUCAAGAAGUGCGCCGCCCUCAACAUGACCCUGGCGGCCGAUGCCUGCCGCGAGAAGCGGCAUGUGGCAAUCAAGGUUGUGCGUGUGCCGGAGAUCGGGGACCUGCGGGCGCUGGUGGAGGAUCCACGGCUGAACAUCAAGGUUAUCCAGUUGGUGCGCGACCCUCGCGGGAUCCUGUCAUCGCGGAUCGAGACUUUCCGGGACACCUACCGUCUGUGGAGGAUUUGGAGGGCCACAGGGCGGAGGCCCUACAACCUGGACCUCAGCCAGCUGACGGUGGUUUGUGAGGACUUCCUCGGCUCUGUGUCCACAGGGCUCAGUCACCCCCACUGGCUCAAAGGGAAGUAUAUGCUGGUGCGUUACGAGGAUCUGUCCAGGAACCCUCUGCUGAAGACCAUGGAGAUAUAUGACUUCCUGGGUCUGUCAAUGGACAAGAGCGUGGAGGAAUGGAUACAGACCAACACUAGGGGCAGCACCGAGCUGUCGGCUAAACACAAGUACGGUACGGUGAGAGACUCAGCAGCCAACGCCGAGAGCUGGCGCUUGAAACUGUCCUACGACAUGGUGGAGUACACGCAGGCCACGUGUCAGAAGGUUCUACAUCAGCUGGGCUAUAAGGCAGUAAAGUCAGCGGAGGAACUGAAAAACAUGUCACUCUCACUCGUGCAGGACAAAACUUUUGUACCUUUUUCGUAACGAAGAUAGUUCCUGGAUGACUAUUUUUUGAUAUAUUUAUAAAUGUUGCCUUAUAAUUUUCAUGGGUUAUGUUUGUGUUUUUGUCUUUGAUUUCAAAUUUGCACUACAACUUAAAAAUUCUUAAAGUCAUCUGAGGGUGGGAGUUCAUGUGUUGAUUUAGGAACAGCACAAAAUGUUUGAUUUAAAGAACAAAGCUAGAGUAAAACACCAGUUUACAAAUGUAAAUUCAACUCCCAAGGAUUUCAUAAUGAAGACCAUUGACUUUUACUUUCAGCCGUCUAAACUAAAUGCAAAGCGCCGUCCUCAUAGAUUUCCUGUAUGCCAGCUGUUGCAUCAACACACACAGUGAAUGUUGCCAUUCCGUCUAAGGGGUGACUGAGUCGGCGUAGCAGGAGGACAACAGACUUUUGUAGGACUGGACAACAUUGGACUGGACAAGACCAACUGUGCAAUAAAUAGUGAAUGUUGCACUCAA
Salmo salar (Atlantic salmon) is the source of this 2256-nucleotide messenger RNA. The record is from RefSeq and is a predicted model, not a curated record. Lineage: Eukaryota; Metazoa; Chordata; Actinopteri; Salmoniformes; Salmonidae.